This is a messenger RNA of Capsicum annuum, 3692 nucleotides long. RefSeq lists its product as uncharacterized. The record is from RefSeq and is a predicted model, not a curated record. The transcript is spliced from 6 exons. Bases 1188 to 3353 code for a protein of 721 amino acids. NCBI's taxonomy places the organism in Eukaryota, Viridiplantae, Streptophyta, Magnoliopsida, Solanales, Solanaceae.
AAUACAUAAAUUGGACUCCUUUUAGCUCCCAUCAUACUUUCCAUAUUAUAGUCCAAUUUACAAGACUAUUAAACGACUAAAAUAUUACCAACACUUCGAAAAUUGAAAAAGCAUAAACAAUUUGUGCGUAAAAUUAUGUGUAUACAGAAGAUUGCAACCUCAAACUCCGUACAUAGCGAGAGCUUUUAGGGUACGAAAGUGUCCCUUUUUAGCUGGAAAUUUGGUACAAUUGAUGUUGAUGAUUUGAAAUGGAUCUGAAACCCUAAUAAACAAGGUAAAAUUAGUGCUGCCAUUUUUUUGUAGCUGGAAAUUUGGUACAAUUGAUGUUGAUGAAUUGAAAUGGAUCUGAAACCCUAAUAAAAAAAGCUUGAAUUUCAUGUGGUGAUUAUUGGGAUUGGAGUUAUUGUUUGGAUUAUAGUUGAUUAUUGGAGCAAAUUUGGUGUUUAGCUUGAAAAUGAUGUGGCGAGUAUUUGGAUUAUAGUUAUUGUUUUCCAAUUGGGGAGCUGAUUUUUGGAGAAAUCAGUAUUGUUUUUUCAAUUUGGGAGGUGAUUUUUUUGGAGAAAUAAGUAUUGCUUUUUCAAUUUGGGAGGUGAUUUUUUGGAGAAUUAAGUGUUGUUUUUCUACUGGGAAGGUGUUUUUUUGGAGAAAUUGGUGUUGUUUUUCGUCCGGGAGCUGGUUUUUGGUGAAAUCAGUGUUUGUUUUUCCAAUUAGGAAGGUGGUUUUUGGAGAAAUCAGUGUUGUUUUUCGUCGGGGAGCUGGUUUUUGGAGAAAUCAGUGUUUGCUUUUCCAACUAGGAAGGUGGUUUUUGGAGGAAUCAGUAUUUUUUUUUCCAAUUGGGAAAGUGGUUUUUGGGGGAAUCGGUAUUGUUUUUCAAUUGGGAAGGUGGUUUUUAGAAAAAUUUAUUUAAAUUGGGGAGGUGAUUUAUGGAGAAAUUAGUGUUGUUUUUUCAUUUGGGGAGGUGAUUUUUGGAGAAAUUAGUAUUGUUUUUGUAUUAGAAAGGUGAUUUUUGGAGAAAUCAGUAUUUCAGGAACCAAUCUGUGUCAAGUGUCACUUGUAUUGGUGAAGAACUGGACCAUUGAGAAGUUCUUCAACUCUUUUGAUUAAUAGAGGAAUUGGGAAAGUUCGAAAUCUUUUCCUGAAGAAGUUACCUUUUCCUGAAGAAGUUAGAGUGUCUGUUCUUUUUUAAAAUGCACGCCAGGAAUCGGAGUCCAGUAGAUGGGUAUAAGUCUAGUUCAAUAGGGAUGGGUGGUGUGGCAACUGCUUCACGGGUUUCACCCGAUGGAUCAGUGAGAGGUCGUGGAUUGAACAACUCAGAAUACAGAAACUAUAACAGAGGUGGAUUCGGGCGUGGACAGUCGAGGCAAUUUGCAUUUCAGCAGCCUUCGCAGGGAAAUGAUAUUUUCAUGGAAGCUGGACGGUUAGCAGCUGAGUAUCUUGUUUCUAAGGGGCUUCUGCCACCGAAUGCUCUUUCGGGGAAAUUGCCAAAUGGUAGAUUAAAGAGCCCUGUUGGGAAUUUGCAGGGAUUUAAGCGGCCUGAUAUUGAUGAAGGUCAGACAUCAACUGUUUCACGUGUGGAGAGUGAUGUGGGUCCUGGUAGGAGAAGGUUUCCUGAUGAAUAUGACACAGUGGGUUCAAGAAAUUAUAUGAGAGGAAGGAGAAGAAACGAGUCUUUUCGAAGUUACAGCUCUGAGUUCAAUCGGGAAUUGCAAAGGACUGGGUCGUUAGAUAGAGCCAGGGCCUACCCUGAUGUGAACGGUCAAGAUGACUGUUUAGCACGUGAUAGAGAUGGACAAGAAGUGGCUAAAGAUAGUAAAGGGAUGUCAUCUAGUUCCGUUCCUGAUAAACAAAAUCCAGACAUAGAGAGUGCCGUGGAGUCAAUGCCCAGUGAUCCAAAACCUGCCUUGGGAGAUUCUGUUAAAGAGACAAGUCCCAUCAACACUGGAAAUGAUCUUCCAUUAGAUGGUGAACCUGAACCAAAGAAGUCUGAUGACACUGGAAUGUCGAUAAAAGAAGAUGAUCCUGUUAAUCUUGCCAACAAUAGUGAUGGGUUGGAGAAAAUAGCUGGCAACGAGGAUAUAGAAGUCAAGUUUUUCAGCAAAGAACAUACUCAGACCAGCAUGACUAGUAAUGAUUUACUUAGCUUAUGCAAGUUUGAGAAUGUUCCCACGAGAACGCGAUCUUCAUUGGCCAACAGAGGUUUGAAGGCUGGUCAUGAUUCUGAAGAUGAGGAUGCUCAUGCGAGCGAGCUUCCUAAAGAAACUGAAGUGCAUUCCCAAGACAUCCCCGUGGAUGCUUCCCCUGUUUUCAUUUUAUCAGAUCAAAGCCAUGAUGCAAAAAGCCUUGAUUCUGACAAAUUGAAACCGCCGUCCACUGUGGAAGAAUCGGGUCUUACUUAUACCAUUAAUCAGGUAAAUGAGACAAGUUCCUCGUCUUUUCCUGGAAGUAUGUUAAUGAGGGAGGGAGAGAAAAUAGAGGGACCAAGUGAAAUUGAAACUUGCAGUUCUAUAGCCAUGGGAAGAGGUGAGAAACGAGAAUUAGAUGACAAUGAUGAUUGUAAGGGAGACACUAAGAGACCUAGAGAAUUGGCUUCAUUAACAAGUACUUUCUCAGAUGUCUUUUUGUACCAUUCUAAUUCAAUGGAAAAGCAGCAGACGUCACAGGAACCAAGGAGAUCACAUAGCGAGCCAUUAAUAUUUCCAUCUGAGAAGAAGAGAUUGGUAGACAUUUCUAUGAUACCCGAGGGUGAUGCGAGGCUGGGCAGUGACUUCACGGAGAAACAACUUUUGCCUAGUUCCUUUAAGGCUUUUGAUCUCAAUCUUAUGGAAACUUCUGAUAUGAAUGAGAAUCAUGAUGCGGAUCCUGUUCAAAUCUUCCCGGUGAUUACUGAAGGUGUAAAACAAGAAGCACCAGUUGAUAUUCAUCUGACCAUGAGUAGGAACUCUGGUAUAACAAGUAACUAUGCUAAAUCUAGCUUUGACGGGAGAGAUGUUGAGGUGAUUGAUUUGGAAAAUGAUUCUGAACAAGAAGACAAGGCGUUCAAUAACCCUGAGAGAAGGGCUGAAGUUGUAUUCACUGGAACAGAUGGUUUUUCUAAUAAUGCACAUAAUACCAACAACCUACCCCACACUCAGGAUGGUUAUGGACUUAUGAUUUCAGAAUUACUUGGGAAUGAUAUAGCAAACUGUUCUCCUCUACCAGCAGAUAUGAAUUCUUUGCACAAUGAUAUGGGUCUCCAUAAUGGAGAGGGCAUGCUUGGUGACGAUGACUCAAUAUACAUGUCCUUGGAAGAAAUUCCGAUAAGUUUUCUGACGCCCUGGGAGCAGCCGUCACAAGAAUUUGGAAAGCCAUUUUGAGCUUCUUAUUGGAUUACCUUCCUAUUAGUUGAACUUCUCUUUGAUUGUGUAUGUCUUGAUGUUCCACAAGCGGUUCACACAAUCUUCUGAAGAAUAAUGAUGUGUAUUUGUUUUUUAUGUAAAAUAGCUCAUCUCUUGCACCUUGUUGUUCAUAGAAUUUUAUGGUUGUUCCUUUUUUUUUUUUUUUUUGGAUAAGUUAAGCUUGUAAUGACCUUCACAAGGUAGGGGUAAGGUUGUAUAAACACCACCCUCCAGACCCUAUUUGUGGGAUACACUAGGUUUGCUGUUGUAAGUUAAACUUGUAAUGAUUUUAUAUAAGUAGCUCAUACAAUCACCCAA